Messenger RNA from Purpureocillium takamizusanense, 1701 nucleotides. RefSeq lists its product as uncharacterized. Gene Ontology annotation, biological process: regulation of DNA-templated transcription; DNA-templated transcription. The coding region runs from base 55 to 1647 and encodes 530 amino acids. Gene Ontology annotation, molecular function: DNA binding; zinc ion binding; DNA-binding transcription factor activity, RNA polymerase II-specific. The transcript has 3 exons. The record is from RefSeq and is a predicted model, not a curated record. NCBI's taxonomy places the organism in Eukaryota, Fungi, Ascomycota, Sordariomycetes, Hypocreales, Ophiocordycipitaceae.
CCCCCUUUCAGUGCUCCAGCAGUCAGCCAUGACAUAUGUCUGGCUGGUGUCUCUAUGCCUGGCAAGCGCUCUCCGCGAGGAAGGUUGGCACGAAAAGCUUGCGAUCCGUGCAGGGUGAGGAAGAUCCGCUGCGAUGAGGUAGUCCCGUGCAGCAGAUGCGUCGCAUCGGGCAUCAAGUGCACCUUCAAGACUGCUCAAAACAGAAGAGGUCCGAAGGGUCUUCGCGAGAACACUGUCAAAAAGAUUCAACAAAAGAGGCAAUCCCCGGAGGUGGAAGGAUCGGAGACGCCCGAAGCAGAGAACAUUUCUCAUUUGCUGGAAAUCCUCGACAUUUACGCUUCACGCCUCUACCCGAUAUGGCCUAUAGUCAAAGUCGCGGAGCUGAAGGACACGCUCCUGGCCAACCCGGUCAGCUCCAGUAUCCUUUGUUUGGCGAAUGCUGUUGCACUCUCGACGGUUGCGCAGCUCAAGCUCUCGACUGCUUGGAAGGGGUCUGCCGCGGCAUGCACAUCAGACAUCACGGGAGACCACGACAAUCAGCUGGACCGGCUUCGUGUGUCAUUCUUCCUGCACAUCUACUACGAGAAUCUUGAGGGGGGUGGCAACAAGUCGCUCCUCUAUCUACGUGAGGCAAUCACCCUGGCUCAAAUCGCAAGACUAGAGCGCGAGUCCACCUACACAUCUCUGCCUGAAAGGGAUCAACAGCUUUCUCGGCGGGUUCUCUGGCUUCUCUUUGUUACUGAAAGAGGUGUGGCAUUGUUGCAUAGACUUCCGGCUAUUCUGCAGCCAAACAUUUUGCUGCCAUGGUAUGGCGUUGCAGACGACAUUGCAGACAUCCUGCCAGAGUUCCUCAAGCUGGUGAACCUCUUCUGGGUUUUCGACCAGUCCGGCGUGUUUGAGUGGCUACGAAGUGCAGAGUCUGGUUCACGGGCUUCCGUUUCACAAAGCUGUAUUACGAUGCUGCAACAAACGCUAGAAGACUCUACCAAGGGCGAGUAUUGGGUUGGCAACGACAUCCAGCGCGCCGAUAUUCUGGUGACGCGCCAGUGGAUGCGCGCCGUCCUUUGGCGUGCUGCCUUGCGCUUUGGCAUCAUGAUUCCCAUUGACCCGGUCAGAGUUGCGCAAGAGUUUCUCACACUCAUUGCGAGUAUUCCACCAGCGGCUUUGGAGUCUCAUGGGCCGACUGUGGAGUUCAAGACGUUCGAAAUAGCCACCGCCGUUAUUGACGCCAUGGCCAACGAUUUCAGCGGCGUCUCAGACGAACAACCGAAACGGAUCCUCCAUGGGUUACGCAAUAUUCUACUGUCGUCGCGCGGAGGCAACGAGAAGCUACUGUCACUGCUCAACGUCCGCAUGAGUGCCGUAACUGCGACGCGUUUCCUCCCGCAGCCAUAUAAUGUGGAGCGCUUUGUCGAAGAUGUGCUUCUGAGCAUGGGUGAGGACGGCAACUGGCGGUCCGAGGACUUCUUUCCCCAGCUACAUCUGAUGCCAUUGUCACCAAACGGUCUAUCCAGCCAGUGUCCAGAGACGACAGGUCUCACACGCUCGCCGUCGCCACUGACGAGGCUGCUUCUCGAAGGGAGGGGCCAGCCAGGAUCUGCUUCAUCUGUUAGCCGCGACAUUGACGUCGAUAGGUCAUUCAGUUGACUAAGCUGCACGAGAAGUAUCAACAGACUUUAAUGACGAAAGCCGUGACUCAAC